GGCCUCCAAGCGGGACAAUGAACAUUUCGAAAGACUACAAGACCCAGAAUGCAUUGCAAUAUUUUUUCGACGUACGAUGGAAACCGAUGUCUCGUAGUUACUCCGGUGUGGUUUUGUAGUAGGUCUUUAUUUUCCUCUACGUUGCCGGCAGUUAUUGGCGCUAACUGAGGCGACGAGAGAAAUUGAACGACCUGCGUGUCGCUGAGGUGCAGUCUCUCUCGCCCCGGAAGGCGAAGGAGAGCGCGGAAGCGAAAGCGGGGCUGCUGUUGGGAGUGCCUCAGAUGGUCGGGAGGCGGAGGCGGAGAUUAACGUUGCCUCUCGGGAAGAGAGACUGGCCAGGUUGCCUAUCGGUUGGCGGCGGCCCGUCCGCAGUGGGCUUCCUGUUUUGGUCGGAUAACAGCAACUACGCUGCUCGGCUUCGUUUUCUGCUGUGGUCCCCUCAGGCAGAAGCCAACCAGGUUGAGAAGCAAAGGCAUGGGGUUUCCUCGCGUUUUUCCUUACCAUCUAGAAUAGUUUCCUAUUAAGAAGAGGUUCCAGGUGUAUUUUCUUUCGCUGUUUAUUGACUAAGCUGAAAUCCUUACAAGUAUUUCUUUCAUUCCCCGCACGAGUAGCCCGCCCACCAUUCCUUCCAAGAAGUUCAGGUUAUGUCACCAGAUGUGAUAGACGGUUUCCCCGCUUUAUCCUCACAACAUUUUGUGAGAUAAGUCAGAAGAAAAGAAAGUGGUGAUGCAUAUCCAGUCUCCUGAGGUUUCUUUCCUGCUCUUGCAAUGAUCAAAUGCUUGACUGAAGAAGUGCAAGCCAAAUUGCGCUCUGGAGUGGCCAUCGCUUCACUAGGCCAGUGUGCUGAGGAGCUUAUCUUGAACAGUAUAGAUGCUAAAGCAACAUGUGUGGCUGUUAGAGUUGAUUUGGAAACUUUAAAAGUCCAGGUAGUGGAUAAUGGCUGUGGUAUAGCAAGAGAAGAUCUCAACAAAGUGGGGAAUAGGUAUUUUACUAGUAAAUGUUGCUCUUUGAAAGACCUAGAAAAUCUGAAGUGCUAUGGUUUCCGUGGGGAGGCUUUGGCCAGCAUUGCAAGCAUGGCAAGCUUACUGGAAAUAUCAUCUAAGACUAGCAAAACAUCAAAAACCUUCUUGAAAAUGUUUCAUAAUGGAAAAGGACUGGAAGUCUCAGAAGCAGAAUUGAAUAGACCAAGUCCUGGAACAACUGUGACUGUGUGUAAUUUAUUCCACCAUUUACCUGUGAGGAGAAAAUGCAUGGAUUCUUUACUGGAAUUAGAAAGAAUGAGGCAUAAAGUAGAAGCCAUUUCACUUGUUCACCCCUCUGUCUCCUUUUCUUUAAGGAAUGAUACUUCCUGUUCAGUGGUGCUUCAGCUGUCCAAGACAAAAGAUAUUUGUUCCCGGUUUUCUCAGAUUUAUGGUCUAGGUAAAUCACAGAAAUUACGAGAAAUAAAUUAUAAGUUUGGAGGAUUUGAAAUAAGUGGUUUUAUCAGUUCUGAGGGGCAUUACAAUAAGAAUAUUCAGUUUUUAUUUGUGAAUAAUAGGAUAGUAUUAAGAACAAGAUUGCACAAACUCAUUGACUUUUUAUUAAGAAAACAAAGUGUUAUAUGCAAAACAAAAAGUGGAUCUUCAAAUUCAAGUCCAGCUCGCCACCGCUCUGGCCCAGAGCUCUAUGGAAUCUUUAUUAUAAAUGUGAAGUGUCGGUAUGAUGAUUAUGAUGUAUGCUUGGAACCUGCAAAAACUCUUAUAGAAUUUCGUGAUUGGGCUACUCUCUUAACUUGUGUUGAAGAAGGAGUAAAGGAAUUCUUAAAGCGAGAACAACUAUUUAUUGAACUGUGUAGUGAAGAUAUUAAAGAAUUUAAUGAACAGAAUAACUUUUGUUUGGCUAGCUCUGUAGCUUUAACAUCUUCUCUCACAGAAGAGAAGGGCAUGCAGGAGAAUUUUAAGAAAGCUUGUGAUAAUAUUAUGGAUUCUUAUGAAAUGUUUAAUCUGCAAUCAAAGUCAGUUAGAAGGAAAAUAACUCUUGUGGAGGCAUCAGAUCACACUGAACCUAUUAGCAAUGUGGAAAGAACUGAUGUUUGCUUAGAUUUAACUGGUACUGAACCUACUCAUGAACUUGGAAGUAAUAAAAUAGAGAAUCUUUUGUCCAGCAAAAAUGACACCACUUAUGAAUUCCCCAAAUUGGAUAACCUACAGCAAGAGGCAAGUGUGCCUGUUAACCAACAGACUGAAUCAAAUAAUUCCAAGUGUCCAUGUGGUGAGCAGAACAGGUCAAUUGUGUUAGAAACAAACAAACAACCGGAUAGUUUGUUUCAUAUUAAGGAAUGUGAUAAAGAUACCAGGAGUCAACACGAAAGAGUACUUCAGCAAAGUAGCUUGAACAUUGUGGGUCUGGGACAUGCUGGAACUAUGGAAGAUGUCAACCAAUUCAACUGUGAAUUUCGUUUUGCAGAUUAUUUGAAGGAAAAAUACAAGACAGUGAAAGAAGGCAGGGAACCUUCUGUAGUGUCAAAUACGGAUGGCAAAGAAGUAGUGGGGCAACUCCCACUGAAGUUGUGUUCCACGGGCCUCCUAACAUGCUGGAGGCAAAAUCAGCCACCCCAUAAAACAACAGAAGUAAACAAUCAAUUAAUCAGCCUGCCUAAAUUAGGUCCAGUAAGUGCAAAUGAUAUAUUUGGAAAAAGGUUGGAUUUUUUAGGUCAGACUCAAAAUUCUGAAGAAUGUUUAAGAAUAACAAAUGAAAGCAUAUCCACAGCAAUUACAGAUGGGCCUGAGAUGAGGAAUGUGUCAUGUCGGAAGAAUUGGGUAGCUUCAGUUCCAGCAAAUGAUAGUAUGGACUUUGUGGCAUCACAUGUUAAAGAAUUAAUUCCUGCAGCUUCUUCAGGUUCUAUUCAUCUAGACAGUGCACCCCACAGUAGAGAAAUGGCUGAACCUUCAGUUAGACCUAGAUCUUGUUGCUUAAAAAAAUUAAGCUUGUAUCAAAAGCUGGGCUCGUUAGAUAGAUUCAGGAGACAUUAUGGGAACUUAAAGAGUUCUUCAUCAAAAGCUGCUCUUGAAAAGAAGCAUGCAGUUGAAAUACCACUUGGUGGCAGCUCUCUUACUGAUGACCACACAGAUCUUCAGAAUCCUUGUAUUCAUGGAAUACCAGCUGCAUCUAAUAUUACCUGUAAUUCUCCAUUUUCUUUAGAAAAGUCACAGCAGUCCAUGGAAAGAAGUCUGUUAAACAGAGAAGCUUUUAAUGUAAGUCCUCUGACACUGGCAGAUUACUCACAAAUAAAAAAAAACUCUCUCUCUCAAACUCAGUUCACAGGAACACUUGCCUCUAAAUUGUCUAGAAUGAAGGGAAACCUUGAAGAUGUUUUAAAUAGAGAACCUGUAGAGCAACCAUUAAAACAACCCCAAGUGUGUUUAAGUCAGAAGGAUAAAGAAAAAAAUAAACUCACUUGUGAGAAAGAAUGUUUACUUCAAGUUUCUGCAAGAAAAGAAGUGACAGGGCAUCACUAUUUUGCCUCACCUUCUGGUGAGCAGGGUACUACCAUGGGACUCUCGAGUACAAGAACAGAGGAUGUUGAGCAUACUGUUAACCAUUGUUUCAUUGAUAGUGAUGGAGAAUAUGUAGUCCCCCAAAAUAGAAAUGUAGCUUUGUUCAAUAAAGAGGGGAAUUCUGAAGGUUCAAGUGAAACUACUGGCAUUAUGAAUGGAUCAGCAAAACAAGAUAUGAAAGCCUGUGAAUGUCAGAAUGUGAGUUUGUCUGGUAACUUAAAAGUCACAGAUGAAUCCAGUGCAAUUGUGAAUGAGGAAAAGCAACCACAUUCUUCAUCUGAGUGGUUGCUCCAGUUUGAUGCCUCUUUGGGCAGGACAGUGUAUAUCAAUCAAAUGACUGGACUGAGCACAUAUUGUGCUCCAAGUGAGGAACCUCAGGCUCUAUGUAUUAAAGACAUAAGCACAAUGUCUGUAAACGUCAUAGAGAAUGGAUUUCAGUGCAGAUGUCACCCCUUUAGAAGUGACCUUAUUGUGCCCUUUCUUCCAAGACCUCAGAAAGAGAGACAUUUGGGAAGCCAGGAUUUCACAGAGAGUCAAGGAAAAUCUCUCCAGAGCUUAUUUUCAGAAUGGGACAAUCCUGUGUUUGCUCACUGUCCAGAGAUUGCUGUUGAUGUGAGCAGUGGGCAGGCUGACAGUCUUGCUGUGAAAAUCCAUAACAUUCUGUAUCCGUACCGGUUCACCAAGAACAUGAUUGAUUCGAUGCAGGUGCUUAAUCAAGUGGACAACAAAUUUAUUGCUUGUUUAAUCGACACUAGAGCAGACAAGAGUGAAAAGGCAGUUUCAGGUGGAAACCUUCUUGUGCUGGUUGAUCAACAUGCAGCCCAUGAGCGUGUCCGCCUUGAGCAGCUUAUCUCAGAUUUGUAUGAAAAGCAGCCAGAAGCAUUGGGCAAGAAGAAAUUGUUGGCCUCCAUUGUUCAUCCCCCACUAGAGAUUGAGAUCACAGAGGAUCAGAGGAGACUUUUGCGAUGCUGCCGCAAAGGUCUGGAGGACUUAGGCCUUGAAUUAUUCUUUCCAGAGAACAAUCUCUCUCAGGUUCUCGUUGGGAAAGUGCCACUGUGCUUUGUGGAAAGAGAAGCCAAUGAAUUGCGCCGUGGAAGGCAGACAGUGGCUAAGGGCAUUGUGCAGGACUUAAUUCAAGAACAAAUUGAGCUACUACAAGCAACAGGUGGGGCACAAGGGACUUUGCCACUAACAAUUCAGAAGGUCCUGGCUUCCCAGGCUUGCCAUGGUGCUAUUAAAUUCAAUUACAGCUUGACUUUGGAAGAGAGCUGCCAUCUCAUGGAAUCUUUGUCAUGUUGUCAGUUACCCUUCCAGUGCGCUCAUGGAAGACCCUCCAUGCUGCCUCUUGCAGAUAUAGACCAUCUGUGGCAGGAGACUGAGUGCAAACCCAAUUUGCCUAAACUAAGGAGAAUGGCUAAAGCUUGGCAAUUAUUUCAGAAGGAAAAGGACUCUUCUGUGGAAGUAUAAGUUGCAGCUCAGAACUGCAGUGAAUCCCGGUGCUACCUAACACGUUGGUUUUGGGCUAAGCAUGUCCAAAAGGUCCCUCACAAUUUGCUGUGAAAGGGCAGCAACAAAAGGAACUCUGAUGCUCUGAAAGCAGGGGCAAGUACUUAUUUAAUUCUUAGUUCUUAGCCAGGAUCUAAGAAUUCUUCUCCGAGGAAAUGCAGAACGAUUCAACUUGCACUAGAACUAGAAGCGCUUUGGAAAUGCUGUUCUGAAAUCUGUUGUUUUAAACCAACCUCAUAACUUCCAAGAAACCAGAAGUGAGGAACAGCUGUAUGUAGGUAAAAUUGAUUCACAUGGGUAUAAUAUUUAACUGCUAUUUAAAUCAAAUUAUUUGAAUGCCUAUCAUUUUUAUAUCAGCUUGGAAUAUAAAUUAUAUUUAAAUGUGAUUUACAUUUGGGAAAUUGUAACACAAAGUAGUGCUACAUCCUGGA
Pogona vitticeps (central bearded dragon) is the source of this 5473-nucleotide messenger RNA. Lineage: Eukaryota; Metazoa; Chordata; Lepidosauria; Squamata; Agamidae. The record is from RefSeq and is a predicted model, not a curated record.